CGUCGGUAGUCAACACUAUACUGGAAUGGACGAGGGCGGCCCGGUAAUGGACAUCUCAUGUCGUAACGUUCUCUUUUUUUUUCGCACUUGCGCCCGUUGUGGUAGGCACGGUGACGACCUUGGUGCGAGGUCACCGCGUCACUAUGAUGGGCUGGGCGAGUGCACGUCGCGAUGGGCGGCCGGCGAUAGCAUCCCGAAUAUUUCAUUGGUCGGUGUGUGUGUGCGCGCGCGCACGCGCUCCCGCAUGCAUGUGUGUGUGUGCAUGUGUGUGUGUACCGGAUGUCUCAUAAAAGACACAGGUGAGGGCGGGUUUGCCUACCCACUCUACCCGUCGGGCGCCCUAGCUCCUUGGGUAGGCAAACCCGCCCACACCUGUGUCUUUUAUGAAACACCCGGUAUAAUGGGCGGAGGGGUACAAUGUGUGCACGUGUCGAGAACAUUAAGUAUAAUUGUGCCGACGAGAACCACGCGGGGGGAAAUUAUGCAAAGAUUGCCGGAUGGCGUGGCCGUAGUAUGAGGUCCUGGGUGAGGUCGGUCCGGGUCGCGCCGGACAAAGCUCCGUGACCAGUCGAUAGGCUUUAUAAUACAUGACGCCAUGUUGCUGCUGCUGCUACUACUACUACUACUACUGAGUGUCUUAUGGCCAAGGUCGAGGCAUCUAGUUUAUUUGGGCGGCGGCGGCUCGGCGCACAACGCUUCUCCUGGAGGAGGAGCAGGAAGAGGAGCAGCAGGUAAACGCCGUGUGAGAGGGAGCGAGAGAGACGGCCGUGCUCGUUACGCGCUGAGAGACUCUCCAGCUGAGACUCGAGAGACGACGCGACGACGUCACGGCGUCGCGGCGUCGCACGGUUUCCAGGUUUUGUGUCUGUGCUUCCCCGGUCCUGCUCUUGAACUAUAAAUUUUCAACAAAAAAAAUCGCUCUUGCACAACGUUACACUAAUUUCGACAGUGAACCAACUUUUGUGUGCAGUGCCGCACCUGCGUCAAGGUGCGAUGUGCGGCAUUUGAGGCGUUAUCUCCAGACUGAUAAGAGUUGCGCAAAAACACUUCAGCAGCGGCCUCAUUCAUCUCUCUUCCACAAAGUCGAUGAUGGGGUGUCAACCAGGACAGCCCUUUCGGCCCUUUCGCUGAGCCGAAGGGGCUUAACUCGGUUGAUUGUAAUCAAUACCCUCCCAAGGUUGAUUCCUUCGGCCUGUCCGUCCGAGGAGCGCGUGGAGCUGCCAGUUUCGUUAUGUCCAGCCCCGCCCCCGAGCCCGCCCGCCCUCGGCCGCCCCGCCCCUCUGCGUGACUGGCGCCGUCACCACCACGACGCGACCGCCAGGUUGGCCCAGGCCGCGGGGUGCGUGGACGCGGGGGGCGGACGACGGCGGCGACUGGACUGGACGGCUGUGAUGAUGACAACCUUCACGAAUCCAGACGACAGACACAACAAUGGGACGAAAAUUAUGGUGGUCCGCUAAGUUGGGAUGACCGCCACUAAAUGCCCGCCGCUCUGCUUCCUUCAGCAGCGGGCGAAAUCGGGGGAUUGAUAAUAGAGACGAACGUUCGUAAACGGCAAAGAACGGCGAGGGGCAGGCAGGACACGCACUGAGACCCAAUUUCACCAACUUCUGGCUAACGUGACGUUACCCGACCGACGGUUAGCUUAACCGAGAGUAGCUGACGGCCCGUUGAGCCAAAUGUCUUUCACCAGGCCGUGACCGCCGUUAGCUGGCCCUCGGUUACAAAACGGUACAGCGUUGCCAUUUUCUGUAGAAUCCAGUAGGCACUGCAUGCUCCCCGUAGGAACGCACGAUGCCGUGAUCGCAACUUCGCGCGCUUUUCGUUCAUUGUUUUGUAGUUGUUGAGGUAGGCGAGGAUUCUGUAAUUAAAUAAUUAAACAUGGAAGAUGAUAAGAAGAAACGUGCACCAAACUUUUUACCGUCAGAAAAGGUGAUCCUGGCCGACUUGUUGAAGGUUUAUGGAAGCGCCAUUGAGUGUAAAGUUAGCAAUGCUCAAACUCGCAAAGAGAAGGAGGCGGCUUGGGCCUCCCUUUGCGAAGAUUUCAAUCUUAAAUCCAACUUCUUUUACCGUGACGUGUCCCAACUCAAGUAUCUAUGGGACAACAUGAAAAAGGCCGCUCGGAAAGCAGUAGCUAAUGACCGCAAAGAGAGGAAUGCAACAGGAGGUGGAGUACCCAACCCGUCCACUGCGCCCACGCAUCUGGAUGAGGCCGUUGUUGCCGUAAUCGGGGUCAGUGCGACCGGCCUCGAAAGCGAUGUGGAUGGGGAUGUCUCCAAUGGCUUGAUGAUGCUCGCACCGGAUAUGCAAUAUGAAAUCAUUGCUGCUGAGGCUGUUGCGGAUGAUGUCAACGUCAACAUCGAUGCAGACCUCAGCAAUCAGCAGCAGCAACAGCAGGUACAGCAGGUGCCUGAUAAUAUUGCCAAUUGGCAUGAUUUUAAAGCACCGAUGCUUUUCAUGCCUAAGCCACCUGCUUUGAAGGUUGGAGGUUCUCCCUCGACCUCAUCGGAUCAACCGUCCUCCAGCUCCCAGACCUCUAGUUGUGCUGGGCCAUCCCAAAAGCGCAGCAUCGCAGAGGAAACUGAGUACGUCAAGCAGAUGAAGAGGAGGCGGCCCAAGCUAGAGGCUGACAAGCAGCAUGAGCUGGUCAAAGCCAGGCUUGAGCUCACCAGUGCCACUAAAGAGAGCCUUGAUGAAUCAAAGAAGAGGCAGGACGAGCUGCAUCUAUUGCAGAAAAAUAAAGUGGAGAUGGAAACAAAUGCGCAGAAGGAAAUAUUUGAAUUGGAA
This is a messenger RNA of Frankliniella occidentalis (western flower thrips), 2787 nucleotides long. RefSeq lists its product as uncharacterized. The record is from RefSeq and is a predicted model, not a curated record. Lineage: Eukaryota; Metazoa; Arthropoda; Insecta; Thysanoptera; Thripidae. The annotation marks the transcript as partial. The transcript is spliced from 3 exons.